Messenger RNA from Lycium barbarum (goji berry), 564 nucleotides. RefSeq lists its product as uncharacterized. The record is from RefSeq and is a predicted model, not a curated record. NCBI's taxonomy places the organism in Eukaryota, Viridiplantae, Streptophyta, Magnoliopsida, Solanales, Solanaceae. The transcript has 2 exons. The coding region runs from base 1 to 564 and encodes 187 amino acids.
AUGGAUAAAUAUAUGUAUUUUAGGCCGAACAUCAGGGGCAUACUGGUCUCUAUUGGCGUUUUAUUAAGGAUUUCUCCAAGAUUGCUAACCGGGUGCGAGCUUCUUGAAAAAGAAGCUAAGUUUAAUUUUGAUGAGAAAUGUUGCAAGGCGUUUGAUGAGUUGAAGAAGCGUGUUACUUCUGCUUCUAUUAUUGUUUCACCAAAUUGGUCACUACCAUUCGAGUCAAUGUGUGAUGCGAGCGGUUUUGCUGUUGGUGAUGUGCUUGGCUAUCAAUUGGUGUCCAAGGUGGUUGUAUACACUGAUCAUGCGACAUUAAGGUAUCUUAUGGCCAAGAAAUAUGUAAAACCACGAUUUAUUAGAUGGGUCCUCUUGCUGCAAGAAUUUGACUUCGAGGUGAAAGAUCGCAAUGGGUCUGAAAAUCAGGAUGUAAAUCAUCUCUCACGGCUUGAAGAAGCUGGGAGACAAUCAUAUGAGCUUGAUAUAGACAAUGCAUUCCCAGAUGAGAGAGUUCUAGCGGUGUCGUCUGAGGUGGCACCAUGGCAUGCAGAUAUCGCCAACCUUUAA